This is a messenger RNA of Pseudozyma hubeiensis SY62, 456 nucleotides long. RefSeq lists its product as hypothetical. Lineage: Eukaryota; Fungi; Basidiomycota; Ustilaginomycetes; Ustilaginales; Ustilaginaceae. The record is from RefSeq and is a predicted model, not a curated record. Bases 1 to 456 code for a protein of 151 amino acids. The transcript has a single exon.
AUGGCUAUGCGACUCUUGCGUGACCAGGACACGCCAUCGAGUCGCCGACGGUGGGUCCAGCAGAAUGAGUACACGCCAUGUGAGCUUGCAGAGGACGCGGAGCAAGUAACUCCGAAGCUGCGCUUUUCGACGGCGCAGCAAGAAGAUCAAUCAAACCCAACUGCUCCUCGUGAUCGUAUUACGAGUUCGUUGACGCGCAUUCGGCUGACGUCGGGCUUCAGACUUGCAAGCGCGAAGCUGACGAGCACGCCUACGAAGUUCAGCAAUGGGUCUACAGUCAGCACCAGCACACGACAAGGCUGCCAUGAAGGGUUACACUUGCUUCGCUGCAGGUCAAGUGGCAGCGCAGCGACGUGCUUGGUGGAUGGCGCAACAUGGAAGCCACCCUGCAGGGCUUCGCAGCAGACUGCGGGGGAGGGCCGCUUGCGACAUGCAAUCACAGAAGCCUCGCUAUGA